Molecule: messenger RNA, 603 nt
Organism: Aspergillus versicolor CBS 583.65
Lineage: Eukaryota; Fungi; Ascomycota; Eurotiomycetes; Eurotiales; Aspergillaceae
Product: GFA family protein
Exons: 5
Coding region: 1-393 (130 amino acids)
Molecular function (GO): carbon-sulfur lyase activity
Source: RefSeq, a predicted model, not a curated record
AUGGCCCGGUAUCACGGACAUUGCAUCUGCGGUAGCGUUCGGGUGUCGUUGACGGAGGAGCCGCCAAACUCCUUGGUAUGCCACUGCGGGCACUGUGCUAGAUCUGGAGGUGGCGCUUCAAUUAACUAUAUGGUUGACGAAUCCGAUCUCACCGUCGAGGAAAACAACACCCUCAAGGCAUUUGAAGAUACGCAAACAGCCAGCGGAAACCCCAUCGAGCGCCGAUUCUGUGGAGCCUGUGGCAGCCCUGUUUUCACAAAGACCCCGAAAUAUCCGGGAAAGGUUCUCCUCAAGGCUACGCUCUUUGACCAUAUCUCGAAUCCGGUCAUGGAGGUGUUUACUGGUCAGCGGCAGUCCUGGAGGAAGCCCAUUGAGGGCGCUUCACAGUUGUAAUUUAGUAGCAAGAGGAGCAUGGGUGGAGUUGUGAGUCGCAUGAGGUAGCAUUAGAUUUGCGGGGAAUGGAUGGUGGGAGUGUCAAUAUUUAUAGGGCUUCUUAUGUCUCGCAGUCAAAGGCAACUAGGUUGCGAAGUGCCACUUGUAAGUUGGUCAGUAUAUUCAACUUAGGUAUACCAGUGCGUAUUAAAUUGUCAGCUCUGAAGACAG